This is a messenger RNA of Eruca vesicaria subsp. sativa (arugula), 1440 nucleotides long. The record is from the annotation of a GenBank genome assembly. Lineage: Eukaryota; Viridiplantae; Streptophyta; Magnoliopsida; Brassicales; Brassicaceae.
AUGGCACCAGCUGUUUUGUCUACUUUAAACGAACCAUCGUUACAUGGACAAUGCGGCGCCGUUUUUAUGAGAAAAUUUACAAAACAACCCCUCCCCGACAACAUCAAUAACAACCCUAACCCUAAUUUCGAUUCGAACAAACAGUUCAACGAUUCGUUAAAUUACAGACACUACGCUACUUUCAACAUCUCCACCUACACCCCGAGCCAGCUCAAGGAGCUUAAGAAGCGAUUAACCUCAGAGCUCGAGCAGAUUCGGAUCUUUCGAGAACGGAUCGAGCAGAAACCGAAGAAACGAUGCAAUCCAUUUCCUCCAGAAGAUACCCACCCGAAACGUCUCUCGAAUCCCGAAUCCGAGAAAUCUUUAACCGUUACGUUAAACACUUGCAGCCAAAUGUUGGUGAAACUGAUGAAACACAAAUGGGCCUGGGUUUUCAACACUCCCGUCGACGUAAUGGGCCUAGGUCUUCACGAUUACAAUCUCGUCGUUAAAAAGCCCAUGGAUCUCGGCACGGUUAAAUCAAAUCUCGAAAACGGUUUUUACGACUCCCCGAUUGAUUUCGCGGAGGAUGUUAGGUUAACGUUUACCAAUGCGAUGUCGUAUAACCCGAGAGGACAAGAUGUUUACUUUAUGGCUGAGAAGCUUCUGGAACAGUUUGAUUUGAUGUUUAAUCCCGUUUUCAAGAAAUUUGAAGCUCAGCAACUGAAAUUGGAUUCAGUUAAGCCGUUACAACAACCUACAUUGUCAGUUGAGCAGUCGCCACGUGGACGAACACCAUCUCCUCUUCAGACUCAACUGGAGCCACUAGUGGGAGCAGCUCCUGAUUUGAGUAAAGGGAGGAGAGUGAAGAUGCCGAAGCCUAAAGCGAAGGAUCCUAACAAGAGGCUGAUGACAAUGGAGGAGAAGGGGAAGCUUGGUGUGAAUUUACAAGAUUUGCCACCGGAGAAGCUUGGACAGUUGGUUCAGAUUUUGAGGAAGAGAAACGGUGAUUUAGCUCAGGAUGGGGAUGAGAUAGAGUUGGAUAUUGAAGCUGUGGAUAAUGAGACUCUUUGGGAGCUUGAUCGUUUCGUGACGAAUUAUAAGAAGAUGGUUAGUAAGAUCAAGCGACAAGGGUUUAUCCAGAACGUGUCAACUCCAAACAUGGGUUUGGAGGGAGAAAUGGGUAGUGCGGAGAAGAGAACAAGGAGAGGGGAUGCAGGGGAGGAGGAUGUGGAUAUUGGUGAAGACAUGCCAAUUGAGGAUUAUCCAUCUGUAGAGAUUGAAAGAGAUGGUACUGGAGUGGCAGGUGGUGCUAGUAGCGGGUCUAGCUCUUCAGGCAGUUCUAGUUCUAGUAGCGGUUCUUCCUCUAGUGAUUCAGGGUCAGGUGGGAGUUCAUCAGGUAGUGAUUCGGAGGCAGAUAGUGUUCAAUCGCCGUUUGUGGAAGCAAAAGAAGCCCAAUGA